GACUAAUCGCUGGCGACUGACUCCUAUAGCCGGGUCCUAGGUACGCACUAGGCAAGGCCGCCGGCCGCCGGCCGCCGCCACCAACCACAAGCUCCUCCUCCUAUAAAUCGGCAGGUCUGCUGCUUGCGCCGGCGGCAACCAAGCAAGCAAUGGCGGCAACCUUGGUGCGCGUGCUGUCCCGUCGCACCGUCAAGCCGCCGCCCCGCCCGCGCGAGCGCAUCCCCCUCACCACCUGGGACAUCUCCAUGCUCUCCACCGACUACAUCCAGAAGGGCCUCCUCUACGCGCCGCCGCCCUUCUCCACCGCCCGCCUCCUCGACCACCUCCAGGCCGCGCUCGCCGACGCGCUCGUCGCCUACUACCCCGUCGCCGGCCGCUUCGUCACGGAGCAGGAGCAGCACCCCGCCGGCUGCUCCGUCUACAUCGACUGCCACGGCCAGGGCGUCGACAUCAUCCACGCCGUGGCCGACGGCGUCGCCAUCGCCGACGCCAUCCCUCCCGACGCCGACGUCCCGCGCCUCGUCCAGUCCCUGUUCCCCCUCGACGGCGCCGUCAACCACGACGGCCACCACCUUCCCCUCUUCGUCGUCCAGGUCACCGACCUCGCCGACGGCGUCUUCGUCGCCUUCGUCUACAACCACGCGCUCUCCGACGGCACUGCCUUCUGGGACUUCCUCAACGUCUGGGCGGGGAGCGCGCGCGCGCGCCUCUCCUCAGGCUCCGGCGCCGACAACCAGAACCAGAACCAGUUGCCGCCGCCGCUGCUGGAGCGCUGGUCGCCCGACGGCUCCGGAGCCGUCGUGCUCCCGUACCCCGACCUCACGGGGCUCAUCGAGAGGCUGUCCCCGCCGCCGUUGCGCGAGCGCAUGCUCCACUUCUCCGCCGAGUCCCUGGCGGCGCUCAAGGAGCGGGCGCGGCAGGAGCUCCUGGCGGCCGGGGACGCGGCCGGCGCGGCCGCCGUCACCAGGUUCCAGGCGCUGAGCUCGCUGGUGUGGCGCUGCGUGACCCGGGCGCGGCGCCUGGCGCCGGAGCAGCCCACCGUGUGCCGCGCCGCCAUCAACAACCGCGCGCGGCUCCGGCCGCAGCUGCCGCCCGAGUACUUCGGCAACACCAUCUACGCCAUCUCGACGGAGGCGGUGCGCGCGGGGGAGCUGCUGGAGCGCGGCCACGGGUGGGCGGCGGCGGCGGUGGGGCGCGCGGUGGCGGCGCACACGGACGCGGACAUCCGGGCGCGCGUGGCGGCGUGGACGGCCAAGCCCAUCGUCUACACGCUGCGCUACUUCGACCCCAGCGGCGUGAUGAUGGGGAGCUCGCCGCGGUUCGACAUGUACGGCUGCGACUUCGGGUGGGGCAAGCCGCUGGCGGCGCGCAGCGGCAGGGCCAACAAGUUCGACGGCAAGGCGUCGCUGUACCCUGGGAGGGAGGGCGGCGGCAGCAUCGACGCGGAGCUGGUGCUGACGCCGGAGCACAUGGCUCGGCUGGAGCAGGACAAAGAGUUCUGGGCGGCCGUGACGCCGGACAAGCCGUGUCCUCCUCCUCCGGCGGCGGCGGCGGCGGCCAAGGGGAAGAAUUGAUUGCCCGACGCCUGCUGCCUUGGAAUUUUAUUUGUUACUACCAUAUACAUAACAAUAGUAGUGUUUUGUUUCCUUAAUUAAAGCAAUAUAUAAAUAAAUAAUAUGCAGAAGGAGACAUCAGUCAAAUGUAACAUUCAUGCCAUCAAAUCAAAAUUCAACUAUGCCACUA
Messenger RNA from Panicum virgatum (switchgrass), 1743 nucleotides. RefSeq lists its product as uncharacterized. Bases 150 to 1574 code for a protein of 474 amino acids. The record is from RefSeq and is a predicted model, not a curated record. The transcript has a single exon. NCBI's taxonomy places the organism in Eukaryota, Viridiplantae, Streptophyta, Magnoliopsida, Poales, Poaceae.